Drosophila busckii is the source of this 1308-nucleotide messenger RNA. RefSeq lists its product as uncharacterized. Gene Ontology annotation, biological process: vesicle cytoskeletal trafficking. Bases 79 to 1137 code for a protein of 352 amino acids. Gene Ontology annotation, cellular component: early endosome. The transcript is spliced from 2 exons. The record is from RefSeq and is a predicted model, not a curated record. Lineage: Eukaryota; Metazoa; Arthropoda; Insecta; Diptera; Drosophilidae.
CACUGUUGGCUGUUGAUGUUUUUUGUUUUGACAAAUUCCAAAUCCAAAAUUUAGCACAGAGAAAGCUUAUUAAGUUAAAUGCAGAAAAAUGUCAAACAGUACAUGCAUAUAGACAUUAUGGAUAAGCUACGCGGCAGCAGUAAUGCUGCCGGCAGUGGGCAGACCUCGGAGCAGCAGAUCGACCAUUAUCCAAAAAAUUUUAUAGAACAAUAUUUGCGAGCUUCAACAAAAAUCAAAAAAAUCGAACGAGUGGUCUUCUUUAAACGCUUUGCUCCCAAUGUGGCCGACGUGCAGGCAGAGUUCCAGCGCUUGGCUUACAAAUUUGAGGAAUCUGGCAUUAUGCAGUAUGCAGCCAUGUGCCACAUAGGCUUUGCCAAGUGCGAGUCCUUUAAUGGAGCAGCUCAGCGCGAGUCUGAGGCUUAUGUGCGUGCGGCACGCGGUUUCCUGAAGGCACACAACGAGUUCCGCCAGCUGCACUUGCGCAGUGGACAAAAUGGAUUUCGUGAGGGCGCGCUGCACUGUUAUCACAAGGCUGCGGAACGUGUGGCCGAUACGGGCGUCUUUAAGGCGGCCGUGUUGCGAGAGCUGCAACAACUGGAGCGACAGUUGGAGCGCACCAGUAGCUUUGCCUCGCCAGCCCAUCAGAUAAACGAACUGGAGCUGAACGCAGACCUGAGCAUUCAACGUGCAGACUAUCGUGGUGGGCUGCAGCAAUUAGAUGAUAUUGUGGACAAUAUUUAUGAGCGUCGUGCGCCGUUAAUGUACGAAGAGCUGCUGCGUCGCGUUGAGGUGCUGCGUCUGCUGCUGUUGGUGCAUCUCAAUUUACCACCUGCACGUCAAUCGCCCGCACACAUUAAGCUAAUAGAGUACUACUAUACAUUGGCACAAUUUGAGACGCCGCUGAGCCCCCGGACACCUCGGAAGGGCUAUAGCAAUGAGCCUGUGGAGAAGCCCGGCGCCUUUGUGCCACAAGAGCAACAGAGUGUGCUAGCGGAGAUUAUCUGCUGCUGGGUGGAACGCAAAAUGUGCGAUCUGAAGCAUUUGAUGCAUAGUUUCGAUUUGGAAUUUAGCUCCAUUAGCCAGUCAGAGCGUCAGCUACUAAAAACUAUUCACGCCGAGUUAUCUAAAAAUUACUAAAGCAGCCGCCCUGGGGGCCAAGCUACUGUAUAUUCUAGCUUAUUGUAUUUGUAUAUCUAACGUUUAAGUAUAUAAUCGAGUCUACCAACUAAAAUUUUCAACGUGCCUGCAUUCACUAUGUAAACUACAUAUAUACAUAUGGGGAUAUGUUCGUAUAAUAAUAAAAUGAGA